AGGGCGGCGGGGAGGCGGGCGCGCUGCCCGGGCCGCGGCCGCCUGUGCUCACAGGUGGGCGACGGCGGAGGCGCGGCGGAGCGGAGCCGGGGUCUCUGGGACUCCAGCCGUCACACCGAGAGCCCAGGGAGCAGAGCUGGGAAGACGCGUCCGCGCCUCGGGAGGAAUCGACCUUUCUUCCCUCCACCUGGGCCUCUUCCUCGGCAAUCGCACCUCGGCCCCGGAACACAGGCGUUGGCGGAUAAUCAGAGACGUGGAUGUGUUUACAAGAUGUGAGUCGUGUUGUUUACACCUUUCCUUACUGAGGGCUUCCUACACCUCGUGGUGACAGGUGGAAAUCAUGACACAGAAGGGUAGUAUGAAGCCAGUGAAGAAAAACAAAGCGGAAGAACCUGAAUUGGAGCCCCUGUGCUGCUGCGAGUACAUCGAUCGAAAUGGGGAGAAGAACCACGUGGCUGCUUGUUUGUGUGAUUGCCAGGAUCUCGAUGAAGGGUGUGAUAGAUGGAUCACGGGUAAAUCCGUGCCGCCGGAGACCUGUGAAAGAAUCAUGGAUACUAUUUCUGAUCGCCUCCGAAUUCCUGGGCUCAAGGGAGCCCAAAAAGUCAACAUUAGCAUCCUGCCCCCACUCAUCCUGCUGCCCGUCUUCCUGCGUGUGGCUUCCUGGCAUUUCCUCCUGGGGGUGGUGGUUUUGACCUCCCUUCCUGUGCUGGCUCUGUGGUACUAUUACCUCACUCACAGAAGGAAAGAGCAGACCCUAUUUUUCCUGAGCCUCGGACUCUUCUCUCUGGGUUACAUGUACUACGUGUUCCUGCAGGAAGUCGUCCCCAAAGGGCGUGUGGGGCCCCCUCAGCUGGCUCUUCUUACCUGUGGGUUAUUCCUGAUACUCUUAGCCUUGUACAGAGCCAAGAAGAAUCCAGGCUACCUCAGAAAUCCAGCAAGCAGUGACAGAUCUCUAGGCAGCAGCCAAACUGAAAGCCUGAGCAGAGACGGGCAGGAGAAGACCAGAGGGCUCCCCGGUGUGGAAUCAGCCUGCAGCCUCAGCAACCGCACGCCCAAGGAUGAUCUUAAGGGCCCUUGCAGGGUGUCGGCUGAAAGUCCCGCCAAGGUGAAGGAGGACUGGUGUGCCAAGUGCCAGCUGGUGCGGCCAGCCCGUGCGUGGCACUGCCGGAUAUGCGGCAUCUGUGUCCGGAGGAUGGAUCAUCACUGUGUCUGGAUAAACAGCUGUGUUGGAGAAUCCAAUCAUCAAGCAUUUAUACUUGCCCUUUCGAUCUUCUUGCUCACCUCGGUGUACGGGAUAACACUGACCUUGGACACCAUUUGUAGAGAUAGAAGUGUCUUCACAGCUCUCUUCUAUUGUCCUGGAGUCUAUGCAGAUUACAGCUCGGCUCUGUCCUUCACCUGCGUGUGGUACUCCGUGAUCAUCACGGCGGGCAUGGCGUACAUCUUCCUCAUCCAGCUGAUCAACAUCAGUUACAACGUCACUGAGCGGGAAGUCCAGCAGGCCCUGCGGCAGAAGACGGGGCGCCGGCUCCUCUACGGGCUCAUCGUGGACACGGGCCAGUACAACCGGGGCUUCCUGCGGAACUGGCACCAGUUCUCCACCCUGGGCAGCCACCCCUGCCACCACCCCGCCGAGGACAUUGUCUGAAGUGCCUUGCGUGUGGCCCUGUGAGGGGCGGCUCCCCCCACCGCUCCCUCCCCUCGUACACGUCGGCGUCCGGGCAGGGUGUGCGUUUUUCUCCCCAGUUUCUGAAAGGCUGUCUCGGGCCAUGCUCAGGUUUAGACACAAGACUGGGAAGAAAAUCAACUAUUCUGAUUUCACCUUAAGAGAUUUUUAUAUCGAAGCAGUAAAAGUAGAGCCAUUCUUUUCCAGUCACCUUGUUCACAAACUCAGUCGCCAGGGGCGGAAGAGGUUGUGGUUCCCAACACACAGAUUGGUAGAAGCCAUUCCCAUCUCUAGUGGGGAGAAAGAGUUUGGAUAAGGAUCGUUCCAAUCUCUCUUUCAGUUCCUGAUAGCCAUGUGACCCUUUGUUGAGUCACUUCCCUGAGUCUCAGGUUCAUCCGUGAAGUGGGGUACUGCUGCCUGCCUUGGCUGCCUCACGGUCGUGAGGGUCGUGCGAGGGACGAGGUGUGUGGUAAGCACUGGAAAACGACCGAAGCACCCAAGAGGGGUGCAGUGUUAUUAGAAAAACUCAAAGGCUGAGAAAGAUUUGUGUAGGUCAGAGUACUGAAGCCAGAAUUAUCUGAGUAAUCCAUUGUCAGCAUUUCAGAAUGAAAGAAAGCUCCUGAAAUACCACAUCGUACAGUUAUGGUAAUUUCUUUCUCUGAAGUAUUAGAUGCUAGCUACUCAAACAGAAGGUGAUCUGAUGGGUUCUCACUGUCACCAGAUCCUGCAGGGACAGUCGAUAACAAUUAUAAUUAUCAGUAGUAUAAUAUACAGUGGUCAUGAGUUUAGGUGAUGAGCCCUUUGAUUUAUCUCGUUUCUUCUAUAUUGUUUGGAUUUACUUUAACUCCAAACUCCAAAGGCAUUAUUGUUUUCUUCCUCUUUCCAUGUUUCACCUGGGAAGGUGCUAGCACACUUAUGAUGAGGCUGGAAGAGGGAAACAGCCUCUGGGGGAACAAUUUACCCUCUUUCCUGGGUAGGGUGGCUGGUUAAUAUCAAGGGCUUUUUUUUUUUUCCCCCUCAUGUAAGUAAUGCAAACCCUACAGUGACAGCACUUUGUUGCAAAAACCAGUUUUGUGGCGUUUAUAUUCUUUUGGCAUGAACUCUCUAAGGGGUUGAUAGACAUCCUCCUGCUUGCACGUUACCUUUCAUUCACCUCGCCCUAGACAAAAUAUCUCACUUGGGAGAGAAAAAACAGGGUAUAUAUGGUUUCCACUAAUUAAUGGAUUAUGGUUCUUCCCUAGCUCUUCCUAAAAUCGUAAGUUAUCUUUUUUAUCAUAUCUUGAAACUGAGAAUGUGUAAAAGAUUAAAUAUUUAUAGAGAAUGGGUCUGUUCUGCCAUAGACUUAGGAUGAGGCCAUUUCGGAUAGGAAGAAUACCCUUUUGAAAUAUUUGGUUUUAUUCAUGUUCUCAUUUUGCAGUUCCAGAGAAAAUUCAUGAGUCUUUAAGUUUGCUUUGGUUUAUACCUUAAUAUUGGGGAAAUAUUGCCGGCUUUUUCAGUCUGUCUGUGCAUGCC
Messenger RNA from Lontra canadensis (Northern American river otter), 3178 nucleotides. RefSeq names its product zinc finger DHHC-type palmitoyltransferase 23 (gene ZDHHC23). The transcript is spliced from 5 exons. Bases 341 to 1648 code for a protein of 435 amino acids. Gene Ontology annotation, cellular component: Golgi apparatus; endoplasmic reticulum. NCBI's taxonomy places the organism in Eukaryota, Metazoa, Chordata, Mammalia, Carnivora, Mustelidae. Gene Ontology annotation, molecular function: protein-cysteine S-palmitoyltransferase activity. Gene Ontology annotation, biological process: peptidyl-L-cysteine S-palmitoylation; protein targeting to membrane. The record is from RefSeq and is a predicted model, not a curated record.